CGCCUGCUUCCUGUUUACCGCCUGUUGUACCUUCAGACUGGAGAACGCAGAUUGCAAAACCGCGCUGCUCCGCUGGAUCUGUCACCUACAACAACAUAUGCUGCACUGAGGUCCUGCAGCCACGGGAUUCACUGCUGUAUGUCUUUAAUCCGUUUACUGGCAUGGUCGUGCUGAAUACGGAGACAUGAAGCCGUGACAUUGAGGAAACGUGAGAAGGCCGGGGAAGGAUCCUCGGGGUUUCCUGACUCCGGGUGGCCGGAGUUCACUUAGCUGGUGCUGGGGUGGAGAGACGGGCAGCAGUUAAACUCAUGUCAAAAACGCGAUUUUUCGUAAUGUGGCGGACAACAAAGGUUUGAAUUUGACUCAAAUGAGUUUACGAGGGUUGUGAGUUUGUGGAAAAGCUACACCUUAGGGAGCUAACCUGGUAGCGUGUCGUGUUAACUCCGGGAGCUAGGUAGCAGCGGCCGCGGCGGUGGUGUGUGAGUGGCCGGCUGAGAGGGCUGGCUGUCGCCUUGUGUUUGAGUGGAGCAGCCCGCCGGUGCCCUGAAUUCAGGAAGGCUCCCCGGGUCCGGCCCCCUCAAGCGGGCAGUCAGGAAAAAGCUGGCUGGGAAGGGAUGGCCUGGUCGGUCUUCCCGUUCCACAGGACAAGGCUCUGCGGUGUUUGAAGGAGGUCGAGUGCGGCUAGAGGCCACCGCAGCGGGUCGAGGCGCUAUGAUGGCCGCCUCCCCCUCCGCGGCCGGCGGCUUCACGGCCUCCGGGCUGUCGGUCAGGAAGAGCGAGGAAAUAGCGGAUUUGAUAGAUUUGUUUUCAAAGACACAGUACAGAGCGAAGGAAGUCACUCCUCGGGUGGAGGCAAUAGAGAAGCGUUGUCUGGAGCUGUUUGCCAGAGAUUACAAGUACAGUGUCAUCCAAAACACCAAUGGAGAAGUGUGUGGCCACUACCCCCGCCAGAUAGUUUUCCUGGAGUAUGAAUGCACAGAUGUGGAGAGAGAUAGGUUUGAGAGCACAGUGCAGAUCAGUAAGUUGCAGGACCUGGUGAACCGGAGUAAGCUGGCUCGCUGCAGAGGGAGGUUCGUCUGUCCGGUCAUCCUCUACAAUGGCAAGCAUAUAUGCCGGUCGUCCACUCUGGCAGGCUGGGGGGAGCUGUACGGACGCACGGGCUACAACUACAUCUUCUCAGGGGGCAGUGAUGACACGUGGACGGAGUCAGAGGCGGUUCCAGAGGAUGACAGUGCAGUCAGGAAUGGGGACUCCCAGCUCUUCGACAAGGUUCGAGGCCACGACAUUAAGCUGCUACGUUACCUCUCGGUUCGCUACAUCUGUGACCUGAUGGUGGAGAACAAGAAGGUUAAGUUUGGCCUAAAUGUGACGUCCUCUGAGAAGGUGGACAAGGCUCAACGCUAUGCAGACUUUACCUUGCUGUCUGUGCCUUACCCAGGGUGUGAGUUUUUUAAAGACUACAAAGACAGAGACUACACCGCCGAGGGUCUGGUCUUCAACUGGAAUCAGGACUAUGUGGAUGCACCUUUGACAAUCCCUGUAUGCUUUACUCAGAACUUGAACAUUGACUGGACUCAGUACCAGUCGUGGGACCUGGUGGAGCAAACCCAGAACUACCUGAAGCUGCUUCUCCACAUCAUCAACAGUGAUGAUGAGAGUGGUCUCCUGGUGCACUGCAUAUCAGGCUGGGACCGAACGCCUCUGUUCGUGUCCCUCCUCAGGAUCUCCCUGUGGGCAGAUGGUGCAGUUCAUGCCAGCUUGGAGCCGGCCGAGAUCCUGUAUCUUACCAUCGCUUACGACUGGUUUCUCUUCGGUCACAUGCUGCCAGAUCGACUCUCCAAAGGGGAGGAGAUUUUCUUUUUUUGCUUCAAUUUUUUGAAGCACAUUGUCUCAGAGAAGUUCUCUGCUGUUAAGAAACAGAGAAGGAAGAACUCCCACUUCAAAGACGGUGAUUUCACUGUGGAAGACCUCUGCCAGCUCAAGUCCAGGGAUCGAGGGAGUGUGACCAGUCUGAGCAGUGACUUCUCCCUCAUCACUGAGGAGGUGGGCGCCGCCUCCAGCCUCACCAAUGACACUGUGGACCUGUUCUCCAGCCAACCCCAGGCCUCCAGCUGGAGGAAAGGCCCCACCUCCUCCCCUCAGAUGGUAGUUUGGAAUAAACAGAACCCUCUGGAUGAGCAGCUCUCCCAUCCCCUUAAUGAGGCCAGGUCUUCCAGUUCCUCCUCCUCCAACCAGUCCGAACACGCUGUCACUCGCACCGGCAGCAGUCCGCUGGCUGUCCCCGGUAGAAGGUUAGCAGCAGACUAUCCUCGGUCAGGCUCCUCCCUCUCCACAGACUACGGGAGUUGGCAGAUAGUUUCCGGCUGUGGCAGCAUCCACGAUCACGCCCAUUUCCCUCCACCUCUGGCCUCAGCUUCCUCCACCUCGUCUGCUGUUGCUGCUGCCUACGACUCCCCUCUGCCCUUCAGCUUUCAGGACGAAGGACCCAGCGGACGAAUGUGUCCCUUCCCUUCUGAGCGUCAGGCCCGUCUGGAGGCGGUGCGGGAAGUCUUCCUGGCAGCCUACAGCUCCACCGUCGGCCUCAAGUCCUCAGCGCCGAGCCCCUCUGGCGCCAUCACCGGCCUGCUGGAGCAGUUCGCCCGUGGGGUCGGUCUCCGUGGCACCAACGCCAUCGUCUGAAACCCUCUCAAUGUGACUUUUGACCCUUUACCUGCUUCCAUCCAUCCGUAGGCGACUCUGGACUCAGUACAAUAAAGUGCCAAACGCCUCUGUUCAAGUCAGGGGUGAAGCAUUCAUUUUUUUCUUGAAUUUUCUUUGAUUUUACGUGACCCAGAUUUUAAUUUUCUGUCCUCUGGGCUUUAAAUUUUUCACAGAGAGUUCAUUUAUCACAUUCAGGGACGUAACUUGUCGCGUUAUCAAAAAAGGGAUAGUGAGAAAUGUACACCUUAGAGAAAAUGGUGUCUGUACCUGUUACAGCCAGAAAUGAAUUCUUCCUUAAUUUUUUUUUUUUUUUUUUUUUUUUUAACAUUUCUUCUUGCGGUGACCGUCCCUUGUCCAGAAAGCGUUAUGAUUUUUAGUUCUCUUGUUAUAUGCUGCUAUUCUUCUUUAGUUCAGGUGGGGUGUGAAGGUGACGUAAACACAGCACUUAACAUGUUCUCACAGAAAUGGAUCCAAGCUGUUUUUUUCUUUGGAUUUCUAAUUCGGCACUGCAGAUUGAAACACGAUAUCUAAUCCAUUUUAUAGCAUAUGGCUUUGAGCAUGUAGGGUCUAGACUUAGAGUCAGACUGAACAUUUGAAAGUCUGUCUUGAAUCAAUACUUGCAAGUAGCUUUUAGUACGGUCAGAUUUAUUGCUGGUAUGAUCUUUCUGGUGCGUCUGUCUGUACUGACUGUGAAGUGAUGCUUUGACAGGAUUGUUGGGGAAGAAUAACCUGCGGUCAACCAAAGCUUACACGAGACCUUCAGUCGUUUGAGUUAGCCAAAUUGAGAUGGUAUCUUUGCCCUGCUAACUGCAUAUGGGUUUAUUGUUGGUCGAUGCAGAGAUUUCAGUCAAGAUCCAGCCGGAUUAAAGAGUCAAGAUACUUGAACCCAACUAACUUCUGUUCACACCUUGAAGGUACACAGUCGUGGAGAGCUCACUCAUGUUUCUGCAUAACAAUACUGUUUUAGAAAAACUCUUGAAGUAUUUCAUACUUAAAAGGCCGUAACUGUGAUGAUACCAUCUUGAUUUUUCUCACUUUGACUCCUGAAGCCUCAAAUAUUAGCUUUGGAAUUUUAGAAUAUGUUUUUGCACAGAAUAACUCGGACCUUAUUGUUUCUUACAGUGUAUUUGUAGUACAGAGUUGUCUUUCACAGCCAGUACUGGACAGAUGGAAGAUCUCACUGAGCAUAUAGGGUGAGAGUAAGGUAGUCUUGAAAACAGUCCAGUCUUGCCUCUUUGCGAUUGUUUCUUCAGUCUUUUCUUCAUUUUCUCUGUGAACAAACGAGACCCAUCCAUGCUAACGUUUCAUGUUGCCAUUUAAAAAUAUCUCCAUAUCCUCUACUUGAGUCCAUAUCUCCCGUAGCACUGACGUGGUAGCACAAGAGACACUGAACGUCGUGGUAGCAAAUCUGUGAAUCGAAGGCCUUUUCAAUGUCAUUGGACUCCGGUGAAGGGAGGUCCACUUGAUUCCUGCCAGUGCUGAGAUUCCCACCCAGCUAUUAUCACAGAAACAUGUGCGCCUUCGUUCAGGUCACGCUUGGACAGACAGUUCUACCCGGGGUUACUCUUCUUGGGUAGAUUUAGACUUGAGGUUUUCUUUUAGCUUGUCGGUGUUGCCAAACUGUUUUGACAGCUGCUGUACCUCAGGACCUUUUGCUGUGCCUUUUUUUUGUUUUUGUUUUUUUUUUUUUACCUUCAGUAACACUGGAUCAGAUCUGUGGUCCAGCUUCAGGUGUAUUUUCUGUUUCUUACAAAAGGAGGAGGUUGGGGUUUCGAUGCUGUUUGUGUAAUGAAAGUUUUGACUGUAGAGUGUUAGCAGAGUUAGCUUUGCAGUAAAACGUUUUUGGGGGAUUUUCACAUAGUUACUCAUGUGGUUGCAAGUCUUUGUUGUUGUACAGGAACAUAAAACUGUCAAGUCUUACAGACACACCUGUGAAGUGGGGAGGUGGUGGGAUAUCAGUUCAUCAUUCGCACAAAGAGGCUUUCAUUUCUGCAUUGGAAUACGGUUAAAGAGGAUUUUAUUGUCUUUGUAGGUUAAGUCUAAGGAGGAAGUUUGGGAAAUGUACUAAUUUGAGAGUGAGACGAGAAGAUUGACACCAGUACCAUAUCUCUGUGAUGAGUGCAGAGCUAGAGCCAGGACUUGUUUAGCCCAGAUUAGCAUACAGAUUAGCUAGCUUGUUCCAAAAUAUACAUACCAACACAUUGAAAGCUCAUGAAUGACCAUGUUGUAUUUAGUUAAUUGAAGUAAAAAGAAUCUAAAAAGGACAGCCGGAUAUUUUAAGUAAAGUGCUGGUACAGGGUCCUGAUCAGCAAGUUCAGUUACUAGCAUGAUGCAACAUCUCUGGCUUCUUACAUACCUGUUUAAGUAUAAAUUAAGCAAACAUACAGUAUGUAGUGAUCAUUUUUAGUUGAUCAGUUUUAGUCAGUUAUUUUUUUAAACUGCUAGUUUUUUAGGUCUAUUUUUUUAACAGUUUCCCCUUGCUUCCAUUAUUUAUGCUAGGCUAGGCUAACCACAUUCAGACUCCAACUCUGUGCUAAACACACAAGCUUCCAAACUUUUCAUUUCACUCUAAUAAAAAAGGCAAAUUUGUACAUUUCUCAUAGAAAUAAUUUCUUGAACUGACAGCAUUUUUAUAUUCUGCUAGCCAAAUUUUUUUUUUAUCCCGCAAAAAACAUGCUAAGCUAAUUUUAAGUCACUUUCAUUUUCAACCAUUUUUUUUCUUGAUGCAUUAAGGAAUUUUAAUUCAUACUACCCCAUGUGUCAGUUCUUUGCAUGGUCAGUCAAAAUGGAUCAGUUUUGUCAGGUCUAUUUUUAACAGUCCAGCUAGCUCUCCUUCCCCUUGCUUCCAGUAUUUAUGCUAAGCUAGGCUAACUACAUCCAGACUCCUGCUCUGUACUAAACGCACAAACUUCCAAACUUUUAAUUUCUCUCUACUACAAAAGGCAAAUUAGCACAAUUCUCAUACACAUCUGCUUUUUUUUUUAUCACACAAAACGUGCUACUCUGUUUUUUAAGUCACUUAGGUAAGGAGUUUGUGAAUUAGAUUUCACUGUGUCAGUUCUUUGCAUGGUCAGUCAAAAUGCAUCAGUGUUGUACCUCCAAACCUCUAUUCUUUUCAGGCACGGCUUCAUCUCCCUGUUAAGCUUUCAUUUUACAAUAUCUUCUUUUAAAUAGGAGAUGGGUUUGUUUUUAAUUCAUAGCAUUUGUUUCUCUUUUGGUGUAAUUUCUGCUGCCUGCCUGUAGCUAAUAAGCAGCCGAUCACCCUAAAAAAACGUGUCAUCAUAGGAAAAACAAUUCAACCUGAACUCACUUCAAAUACAGAUAAUUUCCUGACAUGUUUUGCUCAUUAGUUUUGCAUGACAUCCUCCCAAUCAAUCUUAAUUGUGGCAGGUAAUUGCUUUGUUUUGAGUACAUUGUAACUCUUACUAAGAUGCUGCAUUGCACUUGUCCCAGUGUCCUCUGUGUGAAGGCUUAUUUCUUUGUACAUUCGGUGCAUUUUUAAAAUAAUUCUACCAUCUUUUUUUCCUCUUUUGGUUAUAAAUUGCUGUUAAUUGUUAGCUGAUGACAGGCUACAGUGAAACGUGAACUGAGCUGCAGGUGGCAAUUGUGAAUAAAGGAAUUGAAAGCAA
This is a messenger RNA of Amphiprion ocellaris (clown anemonefish), 6329 nucleotides long. It is a transcript of the gene mtmr14, whose product is annotated as myotubularin related protein 14. Gene Ontology annotation, biological process: dephosphorylation. The record is from RefSeq and is a predicted model, not a curated record. Lineage: Eukaryota; Metazoa; Chordata; Actinopteri; Pomacentridae. The transcript is spliced from 19 exons. Bases 712 to 2679 code for a protein of 655 amino acids. Gene Ontology annotation, molecular function: phosphatidylinositol-3-phosphate phosphatase activity.